AAUGGAUUGAACAGAGUCGCACUGUUGUCGCCGUGUUUCCUGGCCGUUGCAAGAACGUGCACAUAUCAAGAUCGACUGUGUGAAUUGUUCAAAGAAAGGAAAAGGUCAGAGUCAACCUAGUCACUUUUAACACUGCUGCCCCAGGCCACCAGCCAGCAUCGGCCUCUCGCCAAAUUGAAUGCCGCCGCAGUUGCGACUUCAAUCAAUCUGACAACUUUCCCGGCUGCCUCAAAUAAUUACAAUAACCCCGCGAUACCAUCAUGGCCAACGACGAGUACGACUUCCUGUUCAAGGUCGUCCUGAUCGGAGAUUCUGGAGUUGGUAAAUCCAAUCUCUUGAGUCGAUUCACCCGAAAUGAAUUCAAUCUCGAUUCCAAGUCCACCAUCGGUGUAGAGUUUGCGACUCGGUCGAUCCAAGUAGACGCAAAGACCAUCAAGGCACAGAUCUGGGAUACUGCUGGACAAGAGAGAUACCGUGCUAUUACAUCUGCCUACUACCGCGGAGCUGUGGGAGCUUUACUGGUCUACGAUAUCAGCAAACACCAAACCUACGAGAAUGUAACAAGAUGGCUGAAGGAGUUGAGAGAUCACGCCGAUUCCAACAUCGUCAUUAUGCUGGUCGGAAACAAGAGCGAUUUGAGACACCUCCGGGCUGUACCAACAGAGGAGGCUAAGCAGUUUGCAAGCGAAAACAACCUCUCCUUCAUUGAAACCUCUGCCCUCGAUGCAAGCAACGUCGAACUUGCCUUCCAAAACAUCCUCACAGAAAUCUACCGAAUCGUCUCCCAAAAAGCACUCGAUAACGGCGACUCGGCACAAGCCAGCCUUGGAGCCGGAACGAACAUCUCCCUAAGCAAGCCAGCAGACGAAGGUGCAUCAAAGGGCGGCAAAUGUUGCUAGAUAUCUCUUCCUUUUUCACCUUUCACUUUGCGCAGUCGUGGCAAUGGAGCGACUUGCGUCGAACAUAAUCGGUUGGUUGAUACAAGGCGAGGCGUCUAUAACAUGUCACGGUGGAGCAUGGGUAGUCACACACAAGAGAGUCUAGAUUCUGGUUCAAUAGGGUUCCUGGGUCAGAUUCUGGUGAUGGGUGACUUGCGAUUUUUCUGCAUGGAUUGUCGUUUCUUCCAAUACUUUGUACUGCAGGGUGGUUCUGAUGGUUGGAAUUUUAAUGCCGCCAACGAUCGCUACGGAAUGCUUAGUCAAUGGAUUAUCAUAAUGAGUUUGUUUCUUUCUGCCUUGUCCACAGUGACGAGUGUACUGAGGCUCCAGUCGAGUCUUGAAAGGUCUUGAUGACAAAUUGAG
This is a messenger RNA of Mollisia scopiformis, 1301 nucleotides long. Its product is annotated as ras-domain-containing protein. Gene Ontology annotation, cellular component: recycling endosome. The record is from RefSeq and is a predicted model, not a curated record. The coding region runs from base 261 to 899 and encodes 212 amino acids. Gene Ontology annotation, molecular function: GTPase activity; GTP binding. NCBI's taxonomy places the organism in Eukaryota, Fungi, Ascomycota, Leotiomycetes, Helotiales, Mollisiaceae. Gene Ontology annotation, biological process: exocytosis. The transcript has 6 exons.